This is a messenger RNA of Saprolegnia parasitica CBS 223.65, 387 nucleotides long. RefSeq lists its product as hypothetical. NCBI's taxonomy places the organism in Eukaryota, Oomycota, Saprolegniomycetes, Saprolegniales, Saprolegniaceae. The coding region runs from base 1 to 387 and encodes 128 amino acids. The transcript is spliced from 2 exons. The record is from RefSeq and is a predicted model, not a curated record.
AUGCACCCUGUACCUGUACACGCUGCAAUCCUCAACAAGAGGUCGCAUGAUUCGUUCGGCCAGCUGCCUGGCCGCAAGCAUCCGUGCAGCGGCGCCGUCUGCCUAGGUACAGCUCAAGUGCCGGCGCCUGUCUCGCAUGGCAGCGUCAUGGCCAUGUACGAGCCGGAGCCGCUGCGUCGCUGGCUGGCGAGUGGUCUUUUGGAAGCCGGCGGCGUCGUUGCGCCGAGUGAGACGCCCAACCACGCGCUCUUCAACGGUGGGUCCCAAAUAGGUGGGUCCAAGCGUCAUCUCUCUGCACAUGCCUUUCCUGCAGAUCGCGCUCCUGGCGACAGCAUCUGGAUCUGGCCACUGCCCCAUGUACCUCGACGCGCCGCAGCCCAGCCGUAG